GCAGCAGCAGUGUCAUGAUGCUCGCGCUCGUGGCGUUCGCGGCGGGUUUAGGGCUCGUCGCGCUGAUUUUAAGGCUGCUUUCUCCUCAGAUCAGGAAAUACGCCGCAGGAGGAUCAUGUCGAUCCACAGUGCGGUUAGAUGGAAAAGUUGCAUUGGUCACAGGAGCAAACUCAGGAAUUGGAAAAGAAACAGCUCUGGAUUUGGCUUCUCGAGGAGCUCGAGUGAUUCUAGCGUGUCGGGAUUUGGAGAAAGCAGAGGAGGCGGCGGCGGAGAUCCGCACAAGAGUGGGAGGAGCAAAAGUGGAGGUGCGAGAGCUAGACCUGGCGGACUGCUGCUCCAUCAGAGCCUUCGCACAGAGAUUCCUCAGAGAGGUGGAUCACCUGCACAUCCUCAUCAACAAUGCUGGUGUCAUGAUGUGUCCUUAUAUGAAAACUGCUGAUGGAUUUGAGAUGCAGAUCGGGGUCAAUCAUCUUGGUCACUACCUGCUGACGUAUCUCCUCAUUGGUCUGCUGAAGCGUAGCGCUCCUUCACGAAUCGUGGUCGUUUCCUCCCUGGCACAUAACUUCGGGUGGAUUCGAUUCCACGACCUGCACAGUCAGGGCAGCUACAACAGCGGACUUGCCUACUGCCAGAGCAAACUCGCUAACGUGCUUUUCACUCGUGAGCUGGCGCGCAGACUCCAGGGGUCGAAUGUGACUGUGAACUCUGUGCAUCCUGGAACGGUGAGGUCAGAGCUGGUGCGUCAUUCUACGCUGAUGUCCCUGCUGUUCGCUUUCUUCUCGAUGUUCCUGAAAUCCCCGAAAGAAGGCGCUCAGACCUCCAUCUACUGCGCCGUCGCUGAGGAGCUCCAGUCAAUCUCAGGCAAACAUUUCAGUGACUGCGCUCCUGCUUUUGUGGCCCCUCAGGGACGGAGCGAGGAAACGGCGCGCAAACUGUGGGAUGUAAGCUGUGAAUUAUUAGGCAUCGAGUGGGACUGAAACGUUCAUUUGACCUGCUUUAUUUCUCCAUGCUUAAUUCUCAAACAUUUUCAGCGAUCAUUUUUCAUGUCUUUCGUUAGAUAUUUGUUUGGUUUUCGUUAGGUAUUUGUUUUUGUAUUGGCUUUCAGUUGCACAACCUACAAUUUUCUUCUAUAAUGCCUUUGUGACAAGCACGUUUUGAGUUGGUUUUACUCUGGAACUCUCUGUAAGGCAUUUUAAAACGUGUUUUAUUGUGUUGGUAUUUUGAACGCUGCUUUAAUUCUCAUCUCAGUAUUCUCACAUGAAGCUGCAUAUUGAAAUCUUUUAUACAGAUGUGCUUUUGACUACUGUGGUACAUUCAUAAUCAGAGACGAAUAUUUAAAUAUAUACAGUGACAAAA
This is a messenger RNA of Danio rerio (zebrafish), 1356 nucleotides long. RefSeq names its product retinol dehydrogenase 12 (gene rdh12). The record is from RefSeq and is marked validated. Lineage: Eukaryota; Metazoa; Chordata; Actinopteri; Cypriniformes; Danionidae. Gene Ontology annotation, biological process: retinol metabolic process. Gene Ontology annotation, molecular function: all-trans-retinol dehydrogenase (NADP+) activity.